This is a messenger RNA of Penicillium verrucosum, 1494 nucleotides long. RefSeq names its product MFS transporter. The coding region runs from base 1 to 1494 and encodes 497 amino acids. Gene Ontology annotation, molecular function: spermidine transmembrane transporter activity; spermine transmembrane transporter activity. Gene Ontology annotation, biological process: spermine transport; spermidine transport; transmembrane transport. The transcript has 4 exons. The record is from RefSeq and is a predicted model, not a curated record. Lineage: Eukaryota; Fungi; Ascomycota; Eurotiomycetes; Eurotiales; Aspergillaceae.
AUGGUACAAGUAGAGGACGACCCCGAGGCCAAUAUACAAGACACCGUGGAGGUGUUACAAUCAUCAUCCGAAGAUACAUUUGAAGAUGGAUUCGGCAUAACUGCAGAGAAAUCCGAUCGCAGUGAAACAUGGAAUUGGGAUGAUGAUCCGAGCAAUCCUUACAACUGGCCCACAAGUCAAAAGGUAUUGCAAGUAGCGAUGAUUGGUUGGACCGUUGGGGUGUCUAUACUAUCACCUGCCCACUCGCAGUUCAUGAAAGAAUUUGGUGUUAGCAGCACUGUCGCUAUACUACCCUUGUCACUCUACGUUUUCGCCCUAGCCCUUGGUCCUGUCGUCGGAGGACCUCUUUCUGAAACUGUGGGGAGAUACCCAGUCUAUAUAGGGGCAAUAGCCCUUGGCACUUUAUUUACUCUAGGUGCUGGAUUUUGUUCCACCUUUGCUGGGCUUUGCGUUUUACGGUUCUUGGCUGGUUUCUGUUACGCACCAACACUGGCCAUUGCAGCCGGAACUCUCAAUGAGACCUUCAAACCAGUUCAACGCGCUCUUCCCUCGGCUAUCUUUAUCUUGACGCCUUUUUUGGGUCCUGGCUUAGGGCCUGUCAUUGGAAGUUUCAUAGUCAAUCGGAAAGGCUGGCGUUGGACACAGUGGACAACGAUCUUCUUCGCCAUCUUCACUGGUAUCACAGUUAUGAUUGCAAAAGAGACCUUCCACCCUAUCAUCAAGCGUCGUCGCGCGAAGGAACUCGGAUUAGAACUUCCCCCUUCACCCCCUCUUUCAUCGAAGCUACGCCUAUUUAUAACCAUUUCUCUCCUCCGCCCUAUUCACAUGCUCCUAACUGAACCCAUCGUUGGAUUCAUUUGCCUUUAUAUUGCUUGCGAAUUCGCGACACUAUUCUCGUUCUUCGCAGCCUUCCCAUUGAUCUUCCAAGGUAUCUAUCAUUUCAACAUCGAGGACUCCGGUCUUGUCUUCUUGGCUAUCGUCGUCGGAAGCAUACUAGGAACGGCAACAGUCAUAUUUUGCAACGUCUUCCUUUACCUACCAAAAGUCUCAAAGCAUCCAGACGGACAAGUACCACCCGAGUAUCGCCUCUACCCAGCACUAGUAGGUAGUUUUGGACUGCCGAUCGCAUUGUUCUGGUUUGCAUGGACCACUAGAGCUGAUGUCUCCUGGGCAAGUCCGGUUGUUGCAAUCGUCGUUUUUGCAUGGGGAAAUUUAUGUGUCUUUGUGAGCACGACGCAGUACAUCGUGGAUACCUAUCAUGGUCUCACUGUCGCAAGUGCCAUGAGCGCCAAUGGGUUGGCACGUUAUGGACUUGCAGCUGCUUUCCCUCUGUUUACCGUCCAAAUGUACACCAGGCUCGGCGCAGGGUGGGCCUCUAGCUUGCUUGGGUUUAUUGCAGUGGCACUUUUGCCUGUUCCGUGGGUCCUUUUCAAGAGUGGAAAGAGAUUGAGAGAUCUGAGUAAAUAUGAAACCGCGGAGAAUAGUUCUAAGUGA